CGGUUUAAGCAAGUGUAACAAAAAGAAAAUCUCAGAAUACUAAGUUGGCAACACCUCUGUGACAUCAUUGUAAACAAAAUGGCAGCGUGCUGAGCAACCUUGACGUCGCUAAUGCUUUUUGUUGAUGUCAUAUAAAUAUAAAAACUAGAUUGUAGAAGUCUAAUUCUAAUUAAUAGAUCUAAGUCUACGCUGACUACACAGGUAGAGACAUACUAGACUAGAGAUGGCCCUUGAUCUUAAAGAAGAGAUUUACAAUGUCAUAUUAGCAGCAGCAGAAAUGGAUUUGUCUAACUAUGGCAGUACAUUCCAAUUUGAAUGUGGUGGAGGUGAUGAUGAAAUGUCUGAGGCAGCAGAGAAAUUGGUUCAAAUGGGAGAUGGAUUAACACAGAAAUAUGGAAAAAAAGAUUGUGAUCAACUUAUAGAAGAUAUCACCCAAUGUCUGUUGGCUAAAUCUGAAAACAUAAAUCAGUGGUUAAGUGCGCAUGGUGCAGAAAUUAAUCCAACUCUUGAUAUCUCUGCAACAUCUGUAUUAUCUGGAAUAUAUGUUGGAUUCAGAGAGAAACUGGGCAGUUAUCUGUUUUCUAAGAAAGAAGAGGGCAAAGAGAUGCAGGACAUUUCUCUGGUGGUCUCCAUUGCUAAAGGUGUCUGUAAAAGUCUCCAUGACUCCCCUUUUAAUGGUGUCAGUUUGGCAGCUACCUUGGCUAGCAACUUCAUUGCAGAGAACUAUCAACAGUUUCUCCUAAACCAAGGGGGACUGUUUCAUCAAUAUGUGGAUUCCAUGACAGUUUUUCAUUUAUUAUAACACCUAGGUAUUUUGCGUCUAUAGUCUGUGUUACUGGUUUGCCAUGAAUAAGAUAAGUGGAAUUAAUUUGUUUUAGUUUUUUUGUUACUCUUAACAACUGACAUUUUUCUGGGUGGAAAGACAUGCUCCAAUUUGAUUCCCAUUUCUGUAAUUCAUCUAAUUCUCUUUGUAAAAUAUCUGUGUCUUGUGUUGUUUUUAUUGUUCUAUAUAUUAUGCAAUCGUCUGCAAAUAAUCUGACUUUUGUUCCUGAAGUAAUGCAAUUUGGUAAAUCAUUUAUGUAAAUUAAAAAUAGUAGUGGACCCAAGACUGUUCCUUGAGGUACACCUGAGUUUACUGUUAUCUGUGUUGAUUUAGAGCCAUUUAUUAUUACAGUUUGUUCUCUCCCUAUCAGAAAGUCCUUAAUCCACUGAUGCAGUGGACCAUUAAUGCCAAAAUAUUUUAAUUUUUUAAGCAAACUAUGGUGGUGAACUUUGUCAAAAGCCUUAGAAAAAUCUAGUAAGAUAGCAUCUAUUUGUUCACUAUUAUCUAAACCUUUUGAAAAAUCAUCAAUUAGUCCUAUUAGUUGUGUUUCACAUGAUCUAUAUUUCCUAAAGCCAUGUUGGUAUGGUGUGAGGACAUUAUGUUUGUCUAAGUGGUUUAUGAUGUUGCUACAUAUUAUGUGUUCUAGGAUUUUACAUGUGAUGCUGGUAAGUGAUACUGGUCUGUAGUUUCCUGGGUCAGAGUUUUCUCCUUUUUUAAAUAGGGGGAUGACAUUAGCUUCUUUCCAGUCCUUUGGUACUCUGCCCUGGUUAAGUGAAGCCUGAAAGAGUAUUUUGAACACUGGGGCUAGCUCAUUACUUAGUUCUUUGAGUAAUCUAGCUGGAAUACCAUCAGGUCCAGAAGCUUUAUUUGGUUUGGUGUUGGCUAAUAGUUUUUGAAUUCCAUUUUCUUGUACUACUAUAUCUUCUAUGUUGUCUACUUGGUUCAAAUUCAGUAAUAUGUCUUUGUCUCCUGGAGCUGAGAAUGCUGAUGCAAAGUAUUUGUUUAGGAUGUUUGCUUUAGUUUCAUUAUCAUUAUGUAUUAUGUUAUGUUCAUCUUUUAAUGGCGCUACACCUGUUGUUUCCAUUUUCUUAGACUUAAUGUAUGACCAUAGGUUUUUGUUGUUAUCUUUAGAUAUUACAUUGUUUAUGUAUUCACUCUGCAGCUGUCUGCUUACUUUUUGGGUUAAGUGUUAAAUUUUUAUAUACUUUUUGUAAACUCUUUCUGCAUUAGUUUCUUUAAAUUUUCUAUAUAGGUUUUCCUUCUGUUUACAAAGCUUCUUUAGUUUAUUAUUAAACCAGCAUUUAUUUAUUUUGUUUGAUGUGUAUUUAGUUGGUAUAUGAUUUUCUAUAAUGCUUUUAAGAUGGUUUUUAAUGAAAUUCCAGAGGUCAUCGACUGGUUGGUUAAUGUCUUUUUCUAAUAAGAAUGUUUGUUGAAAGUUUAAUGCAGCUUGGUGUAGUUGUGUUAGGUUACAUUUAUUCCAGAGUAAGAUUUCUCUUUUGGGUUUUGUAUUGGCUACUGCUUUUAUCUGACUGUGUAUUUUUAUGAUCUCAUGGUCUGAUAGACCAGGGAUAAUAUCAUAAUCAACUACUAAUCCAGGUCUGUUGGUUAAGAAGAGAUCUAAUGUGUUGUUUAAUCUAGUUGGCUUUUUAAUGAUUUGAUCUAAACUUAGGUUGUGUAAAGUUUCUAUGAAAAGCUCAUUUAUGUCCUUAAGGUUUUGGUGUUUAUCUAUGGUUAGUGUUUUCCAAUUUAUAUCAGGUAGGUUGGAAUCACCCAUAAUCCAAAAAACUGCAUUUUUAUUUGUCUCUUUAAGUGUAGUAAUCUGAUUACAUAGUUCCUGCAUGUAUUCUAAACUAGAAUGUUACUACACUAAACAUAAGUAUGACAUAGUCUUCUUGUUUAUCAAUGAAUUUUUGUGGGUCUUUAAAAUUUGUUUAUUUAUU
Messenger RNA from Biomphalaria glabrata, 2763 nucleotides. RefSeq lists its product as uncharacterized. NCBI's taxonomy places the organism in Eukaryota, Metazoa, Mollusca, Gastropoda, Planorbidae. Bases 224 to 802 code for a protein of 192 amino acids. The transcript has 8 exons. The record is from RefSeq and is a predicted model, not a curated record.